Molecule: messenger RNA, 3720 nt
Organism: Coregonus clupeaformis (lake whitefish)
Lineage: Eukaryota; Metazoa; Chordata; Actinopteri; Salmoniformes; Salmonidae
Gene: slc45a3
Product: solute carrier family 45 member 3
Exons: 8
Coding region: 913-2586 (557 amino acids)
Cellular component (GO): membrane
Molecular function (GO): sucrose:proton symporter activity
Source: RefSeq, a predicted model, not a curated record
AGUUCCCAACCUGAGCCUGAACCUGAGCCUGGCACUCCCGACAGCUCCCAUCUCAGCUGACAAUAGGUGUGUUACAGGUGUGUUACCUCAUGACAGGUGCGACACACAUCACAACAGGUGUGUUACCUAGGAAUAUAGGUUAUUCCUUGGUAAGUCUAGCAUUGCCUGGUUGAUGGGAAAGGACACACACACACACAGGACUUACUUCCUCCUGAGAGUUGACGGACAUGGGCACAUGAGGAGUGGACACACACAGACACAGCUCUACGAGAGACACAGAGGAUUAUUUUAUGGUUGGACUGGCCCAUGGUUUCGUGUGUGGAUUUCUCUGGUGAUUGGCAGACUUGAGUAAACUACAUCAGGCAUGACCACAGGACUGGACUCUUUUACCUUCAUUGACCCUGCUGCUCUACCUGCGUAAGACAGAGAGAAAUAGACGGAGCAAGAGAGACAACUCUCCCUUUACCUCUCUCUGCCAGAAGUAAAAAAAAUAAAAAAAUAAAAAAGUACAAUGUGAGCGCAGACAACUUGGGGAAGCCAUCCGGUCAGCUAUAUUGUCUGUUUUCCACUAUCUUGAGUAAAGAGACACUGGGACCUCUGCACAGAAGCAUGGGACACAAACAUCAGCCAGAACCCUGCCCCCUUUUCCUCUGCACCACCCACUCAUUUACAUAUGCAGGUACCCCAAGGACUUCCGUCUGUAAGACUAGCCCUUAGAACACAUGCAUAGAGAAGAGCAUUCUGUCCUGUCUACACAGUCACUAUAAACUCCUGUAUCACAGGUGUCUCAGAAACUGUGUGGGAGAGAGAGACAGAAAGUAGGGGAGAGACCAGAGAGCGAGACAUAGAGUGGACGUGUCAAGUAUAGAGAUAGAGCUAUAGAGGUAUAGACAGAGGAAUUAUCUUUGAGUCAUGCAAGGCCGUGUGUGUCAGCUGUUGCUGGUGAAUACGUUGACCUGUGGUCUGGAGGUGUGUAUGGCUGCAGGGACUUUCUACAUCCCCCCUCUACUGCUGCAGGCCGGCAUGGAGGAACGCUACAUGACCAUGGUGCUGGGAGUCGGGCCGGUUCUGGGUUUGAUCUUCGUGCCCAUGAUCGGUUCGUAUAGUGACUCGUGGCGUGGUCGUUUUGGUCGGCGCCGGCCAUUCAUCUGGCUCCUGUGUGUGGGGGUUCUGCUGGGCCUGCAGGUCUUGCCCCAGGCUUCUCACCUAGCUGCCCUGCUCUACCCACAGCGCCCCCGCUGGCUGGAGGGGGUACUGCUGGCGGGGGCAGCCUGUCUGCUGGAGUUCUCAGGGCAGGCCUGUUUCACACCGCUGGAAGCGCUGAUCUCAGACCAAUUCCCUGGAGAGGAGGAGAGCAGAAGGGCCUUCUCUGUCUACUCACUGAUGAUCAGCCUCGGAGGAUGCCUUGGGUACCUGCUCCCAGCCCUGGACUGGAGCCAUGCCCCCACAGCAGCCUACCUGGGUGGCCAGGAGGCCUUUAUCUACGCGUUGAUCACCCUCAUCUUCCUCACCUGCCUCUUCAGCACAGUCUUCAUCUCAGAGGACAGAUGGACCGGAGGAGAAGGAGAGAAAACCAGGAAGGGCGUUAGCGUUAGUUCCGCCCUGAGCCCUUCCCCUUGGAGGAGCCGAUACUGUGCACACCCCUUGCUGUCGCGGCCCCAGUGUGUGCGGAUGGCUGUGGGGUGGUGUGUGUCGCUGUGCGUAUCGGCACUGCCGCAUGUGUACGGUGUGUGUAUGCGCGUGCCGGCAGUGAUACGGCGGCUGUUUGUAGCUGAGCUGUUCAGCUGGAUGGCUCUGAUGAGUUUCAUGCUGUUCUAUACAGACUUUAUGGGAGUGGGGCUGUACCGUGGAGUACCCAACGCUACACCUGGAACACAGGAGAGACUACGAUACGACGAAGGUGUACGCAUGGCGAGCAUGGGUCUGUUCCUGCAGUGCCUGAUCUCCGUGGUCUGCUCCAUCCUGAUGGAGCGCUGGAUGGUGUUGCUAGGUGCCCGGGCUGUGUACGUUAGCAGUGUGAUCCUGCUAGCGUUAGCUACAGCUGUGAUGAGCUUCUCAAAGAGUGUAGUGAUGGUCACAGUCAUGGCCGCAGCUACUGGAUAUACCUUCUGUGUGCUGCAGGUCCUGCCCUACACCCUGCUGUGUCUGUACCACUCUGACAGACAGGUCUUUUUCUCCAGCUACAAAUCCAGACCUUCUCACCCAGGAGAAAGUGACAACCACACCCACUCCAAGCUCCUCCUUCCCCCCGACCAUGGCAAGGCCCCCCUUCUCACCUCUGCCUCCCCCAAAGUGUCUCUGCCCCUGGAGAGAGAGGGAGAGGCCGUAUCCCUGCCUCAGAGAGGAAUGUGUCUGGACAUGGCUAUCCUGGACAGUGCCUACCUGCUCUCCCAGGUGCUGCCUGCUCUGUGUCUGGGCUCCAUAGUGCAGCAAUCACACAGCGUCAGUGCCUAUAUGGCCUCAGCUUGCUUCCUCAGCCUCCUGUCCCUGCUCUGCUCCACCGGGGUCGUCUUCACACGCAGCGACUUCCACAGGCUCACAGGGUCAAAGGGCGACACUCCAACGCUGAGGGGGCUAAAGGGUUAAUCCAUUGUGGAUUCUAGUUGUUAUCUGUGUUCUAUUGUGGAAUUGCAGAUUUCUACUAGAUUUCGGCAGUCCGUUAUAGAAUCUGGUAUAGAAUCCUGUAGAAUGAGAAAUAUGCCGUCUGACUCCUCAAAGGGUUUGGGAUUGCAGCUCUGACAUCAGCACCUCUGAGACAGACAGACAGACUGGCCAAUUUUUCAUGUCAUACAUACUGUGUCAACAGCUCAAGAGCUAUGUUGACACAGGUAGAGAUUAACAACACAAUCUAAGGGACAGAUCAUUCUUUCUGCACAUACUUUUUACUUCCAGCCACAGAAUCACAUUGUGUGCUGUUACUUCUGGGCACAUUUCAUAUAGUUUUGUCAAUGUAUUUAUCUACUGUUGGUUGGUGUGUCAUUCCGCUAUGGCAUUUCUUUAUCUCUAAUUGUAAUGAGUUUACGAACCUUAUAGUUUCUUAUGUUGACAUAAAGAACUAGGUAGUCAUAUGAACAGUGACAAUUGUGUUUUGGAUAAUACAUCAAGAGUCUUUGUCCCCUAUCCCUAUGCCUUAACCCAACAUGUAAAUCUUCUGUUUUCGAUAUGCUAUGAUAUCAUGAUUACUUGAAAAGAGAGUGAAAUGGUAUGUAUUGAUAACAUAUGAUUGUGUGUAUGUAUUGGGAAUGAAGUGUGGCAUUGUAUUCCUCAGGGAGCUCAGUGCAGGAAAAUCAGUUUCCAUUGUAGGCUGAUAGCUAAAUGCCUUAUUUUUAAACCAUGUACUUGAAUGUAAUAAUACAUUGUCAUCAGGUGGGAAAUGUACAGUUAUUCCAUGUUUUCCUGGCAUGGUGUCCUUGGACAUGCUUUCACCUAAUGGUAAAAUGUUCUGCAAAAAUUAGCUAUAUAUUUCUUACAUAAUAUAUUGGUUGGUUUUAUAGUUUUUCACGGUUUAAACUGUUUGUAAUUGUAUCAAGGAAAAUGAUUAGUUAUUACUUUGCUCCAGGGGUGCCAUACUACUAUGGCUGACCCUGUAAAACAACACAUCUCACUGCACCUAUCCAGUGUUUAAAAACAUGAAGUUAUUACACAGGGUAAUAGCAGGUCGUAGUGCCUUACAUUAUUGCAUUUUUAUAUGCAAGCAUUCUUUCUCCUUCCUUUUGUGUU